This is a messenger RNA of Metarhizium album ARSEF 1941, 1203 nucleotides long. RefSeq names its product Alcohol dehydrogenase superfamily, zinc-type. Bases 1 to 1203 code for a protein of 400 amino acids. The record is from RefSeq and is a predicted model, not a curated record. Lineage: Eukaryota; Fungi; Ascomycota; Sordariomycetes; Hypocreales; Clavicipitaceae. The transcript has 2 exons. Gene Ontology annotation, molecular function: oxidoreductase activity.
AUGUCGCUGGCGUCCUAUCUGCCGGGAUUCCUGGGCGGCAAGGAAGAGCGCGCGGGCGUGGCGCCGCCCCAGAUGAAGCGGUGGACGACGGGGCUGGACGGGAUCGACAAGCUGGAGAUGGAGGAGGGCGUGGACGUGCCGAGCCCGGGCGACGGCGAGGUGCUGGUCCGGAUUCACGCAGUCAGCCUGAACCAGCGCGACAAGGAGGUCUGCAGCGGCGAGGGGCACAAGACAAAGACGGCUCCGGCUCCGGCUCCGGCCCCGGCGUCGGGCCGUCGGCAGCCGCAGCGGCUGGUUCCGUGCUCCGACAUGUGCGGCGUCGUCGUGCGCAGCCGGUCCCGGCUCCUCGCGCCCGGAGCCCGCGUCGCGUCCAUCUUGCUGCAGACGCACCUCGCGGGGGCCGUGGGCGAGGACGACCUGGACAGCGCCCUCGGGCUGCCCCUGCCCGGCGUGCUCGCCGAGUACCGCGUGUUUGCGGCCGUCGCGCUGGUCCCCGUGCCGGCCUACCUGUCCGACGAGGAGGCGAGCUGCCUGCCCGUGGCGGGCGUGACGGCGUGGACGGGCCUCAACUGGAUGCGCCCGCUUGGGCAGCACGUCGGCGCUGACGCGGGCCCCGGGGGGCGGCGGGCCGGGUUCGUCCUGGUCCAGGGCACGGGGGACGUGGCCGUCGCGGCGUUGCAGGCCGCCCGCGCCGCUGGGUACAAGACCAUCGUGACGUCUUCGUCGGACGACAGGCUGAGGCGCGCGGCGGAGCAGCUGGGCGCCGACCACACCGUCAACGACAAGACGCACUGGGAGUGGCAGGGGCCCGUGAUGGAGGCCACGGGCGGCCGUGGCGCCGACCUCAUCUUUGAGACGGGCGGCGCGCGCACCAUCCGCAAGAGCUUCGAGAGCGUCGCGUUUGGCGGAGUCAUCAACUGCAUUGGCGACGUGUCUGGCGAGGCGGACGGGGAUCCCGACAAGGCGCCGCUGCUGCAGCGGCUCAAUGUCAGCGGGCUGGUCUUGCGGCGCAACGUCACGCUGCGCGGCAUUGUCAACGGCGGCAAGGACCGGUUCGAGGAGAUGCUGGGCUUUUACGAGGAGAAGAAGAUCCGUCCCGUCGUCGGUAGGGUCUUUGCCUUUGCCGAGGCCAGGGAGGCCCUGGCGUGCUUGGCUGCCGGGGAGCAGUUCGGAAAGGUGGUCGUCAAGGUGUGUGAGGGCUAG